Molecule: messenger RNA, 1650 nt
Organism: Plasmopara halstedii
Lineage: Eukaryota; Oomycota; Peronosporomycetes; Peronosporales; Peronosporaceae
Product: Protease-associated domain, PA
Exons: 2
Coding region: 1-1650 (549 amino acids)
Source: RefSeq, a predicted model, not a curated record
AUGGUCGUGUCACAAUCCUUCCUGCAUUUCGCGGCUCUACUGGCACUCACCGCUCCCUCUUCCGUGCAUUCUCGCGCUAUGGAUGUGGACGAAUGGCCGUCUACAGAGAGUGACCACACGAAGCUGCAGGUAGUCUUGCCAGAAAAGCUCAUGAAAAAGGAUGGAUACGCGCAUAAAGAUGCGCUGUUUGGUUAUCCGGCAUACUCAAUGGGCUCCCUUCAGACCCAAUUGGUUUACACGAAUGAUUCUGGCUGCGAAGAGAUAAAAAAUGGCGAUUGGGAACCGCCUUUUGCGCUCAUGUUGGACCGUGGUGGUUGUCAUUUUGUGGAAAAGGUGCGUCGUGCUCAACAUGCCGGUGCGCGUGCCGUGCUGAUUGCAGAUAAUAAGUGCCUGUGCACCGACGUGGAGUGUUUGCGAGAGACUGGCGACGACUUUUGUGAGACGGUUUUGCCAUUUAUGGCAGACGAUGAGUCAGGCGGAGAUAUUUCUAUUCCCAGUAUGUUGAUUCGUAAAAGUGAUGGUGACGCUAUCAAGCGCGAAAUUGCGCAGAGCAAGGGUGUCAGCAAUGUGAUGGUUAAGUUUGACUGGGGUAUUCCUUCGCCUGAUGGUCGUGUGGAAUGGACGCUGUGGCAGAGCGCAUGGGAUGAGCAAACUUCAUCAACUCUGUCUAAUCUUGACGGAAUGAUCUCAGCACUCGGUGAUCGUGCCUAUUUUACACCGCAUUUUGUAUCAUACAACGGGACAAAAGUGGGCUGCCGUGACCAUGAUGCGUCAAAUAUGUCGGCCUGCGGCAAUAUGUGCCUAAACAAUGGUCGCUACUGCCUGUUAGACCCUUCACCUUUCCAUGACCGCUCGACUGGAGCGUCGGGAGCUGAUGUGGUGCUUGAGAAUCUACGACGUAAAUGUAUUUGGAACCUGGAGAGCAAAACUGAUCCGGGUGUUGGAAAAAAAUGGUGGGAGUAUGUUGGAGCCUCCGCGGAAACAUGUGGGCAGGAUGAGAAUAUGUUUCGUGAGCAAUCGUGCGCUGAGAAUGUUAUGAAGAAGCUGAACAUUGACACCAAUGCGGUUGAAGAUUGCAUGCAACCUUAUGGUAUUGAUGUUGACAAGGUAAACCCACUUCUUGAGGAGGAGCUCAAGGAGCAGACAGCACUUCAACUUUUGCGACUGCCGGCGCUAUACGUUGAUGGAGUCCAUGCUCGUGGUCGUGUAGAUCCGACUAGCAUUUUGGGUAUGGUAUGUGCAGGCUAUGGUGUGCACGACCCUCCUGAAGUUUGCACUUGUGCUUCCCAAUCGUCAGUUGGCCUAUUAGACUGCGUAAAAGUGGGUAGUCUUGCCAAUGCGGCUGCCAUUACUGGCAACAGCGGCUACUCCUUCAUGUCGCUCGUGGUUGUGCUGCUCGCAUUUGUGGGAAUAGUUGCAGCAGGUGGCUUUGUCUACUGGCGUCGUACUCAACGCCACAUGCGUGACCAGGUGCGUAGUAUUCUGGCCGAGUAUAUGCCGCUUGAGGAUCAGACCACGGACGACGACUACGAUCUGGAAGAUGAAAAGUCUCGCAUGCUUCACCCGGCGGAACGUGCUGCUGCGAAGAGCCCUCGUGGCUACAUGCCUUCUCGUGGAUUUUUAGACGAAGAUGAGGAAGAGGGCAUGUGA